This is a messenger RNA of Penicillium angulare, 1473 nucleotides long. RefSeq names its product Hsp20/alpha crystallin family protein. NCBI's taxonomy places the organism in Eukaryota, Fungi, Ascomycota, Eurotiomycetes, Eurotiales, Aspergillaceae. The transcript has 2 exons. The coding region runs from base 1 to 1473 and encodes 490 amino acids. The record is from RefSeq and is a predicted model, not a curated record. Gene Ontology annotation, biological process: protein folding; response to heat; response to salt stress.
AUGGCUUCCAUCUACGAUCUCAACCAUCCGUGGUCAUCUUUUGAAUCUCCAGUAACUGGUCUGGAGAACCACCCUUUUUCGCGCGCGGAGGUCACCAUGGCCCCGGCCCUCACCACCAUGGUCCCCCUCCCCACUUUGCUCCCUGGGGUUUCAGCGGUCGCAACCACCACUACCACCAUGGUCCCCCUUCAGCCUGGGGAUGGGGAGGCCCCGCCGAACACGGCCACAAGGGUCGCCACGGCCGUGGCGGUCGUCGCCAUGGCCACAAGUGGCACGACGAAAAUACCGACGCAGAGCAAACCGGAGAAAGAUAUUAACGCCUCCGGCUCCGACGGCGAGGGCCGCCAUGGUCGCAAGGAGAAGCACAAGGGCCGCUUCGGUCGCCGUGGUCACCAUGGUCACCAUGGCCGCAACAAAUGGAACAACGACCAUCAAAACGAGGACGCCGAAAUGGGCGAACGUGCCGAAGUAGAAUCGCGCGCCGAAACUGUGACCCCCGAGGACCAGGAGAAAGACAUCCACACGCCCACCAGCUCCGACUCUGAGGGUGAGCCCCGCCACGGCCGCAAGGAUAAGCACAAGGGUCGUCAUGGCGCCGGCAAAGCCGAGCGCGGCGGUAAAGGCUGCAAGGGUCGCCACGGUCAUGGACCAGGACACAAAGGUGGCUUCGGUAAAUUCGGUAAGCGUGGUCAUGGUGGACCCCAUGGACCUCACGCAUUCGGAUUCGGUCACCCACACCCACACGCGCACCCCUAUCACAUGUCCGGUGCUGGUAGUGAAUUUCACGGAAAGGGCCACCACAAGGGAGGUCGUCACGGUCACGGUCACGGCAUGUGGCAUGGUAAACAUCAUGGACCCGGAUUCCCCGGAGCUAUGCGACACCAUCACGCCAUUCAGCAUAUGCUAUGGCCAUUUGGAUCACCAUUCUCAGGCCCCCAGAACACAUUUCACUUCACCCCCGCCGUCGAUGUCUUCGAUACAUCCGACAACUACAUCGUACACGUCUCUCUCCCCGGUGCCAAGAAGAGCGAUCUCAACCUCCAAUACGAUCCUGAGGAAUCAGUUCUACGCCUUUCAGGUAUCGUUCAUCGACCCGGUAUGAACGAGGAGCUGCAUCAGACUCUUGCUAUGGAGGAGCGUUCCCAGGAAAUCGGUGCAUUUGAGAGAGUCGUUCGUCUUGGAACUCCCUAUGUCCCCGCUUCUGUCCUUGUUGAUCGGAUCUCUGCCAACCUUGAGGAUGGUGUCUUGGUAGUCACCAUUCCGAAGGAGGAGCUUCCAAACAAGGGAGCCCUGUGUAAGGAGAUCCCAAUCAAUUGUGAGGAGUGUUACAAUGAGGAAAGCUGGGGUGCUUCCAAGGAGGACAACGGUAUGGUGCUAGAUGAGCAUCAUGCCGAAAAUCAGGCAGCUCGUGAAGAGGAGGAAAGCGAGUCGGAGGUUGAGGAGAACGGAUACGUGAAUAUUCCUGUGGAGUAA